AUGCAGGCAGAUGUGGGCGUUUCUGACUGGGAGACGCGGCCGUUUGACGUCGUCCAGCCAAUGAUUUGUGAAACCAUUAGGCGGCUUGACGAGGCAGUGGGACGACCACCGUUCCCCAAUCCCUCAACAGAGCAGUGCCGCUCACUGGCGCAGUCGCUUGUUCACAUGCUGCGUCACACACAAAAUAGCGGCCAUAUGAUAGCCCUGGCCGAGGCUCCUGAGGUGAACAUGACGUUCCCGGUCCUCUGUGCCUCCUUAAAAAACGGAUCGGAGGGGCAAAAGCCGUGUCCAGUGCUGCUGGAGCUUCUUCUUGAGGCGUUGACGUACGUGCACGCACUUUCCUUGUAUCCGCUGCAAACCACGCUGAAGGAUGCCAGGGAGGUGUUGCCAAAGUCCCCUGUGACAUUUAAACUCUUCACUCUGACAGGCGCCAUGGAGGUGGACACCAUGCGGUUUUUUCUCGGCAUGAGUCCCCCAGCAAAAGUGGAGCCGAAGGAACGAAAGCCCUUAAAAGGAAACCACCGGGCGGCAGGACGCAAACCGAAUUUAUCAUUGAAUACUCACGGCAACCCCAAGGAGGGGGUGACUGCCGUUUCAAGUGAAAUGCUCAACGCUGCAUUGGACAUGGUUUUUCCACCUGAUUGCACGGAGCUGCUUUUAUCACUCUUUAAUACCCCAGCCAAGUUCCAACAAGUCAUUGGCACGGAUAGUGAGUUGGCUGCCCGUGUGCUGGGCGUGUAUGGCGACUACCUACUUCCAACUUUACGCCCCCUAACCCUUCUUCACUCACUGGAUGCGUCGCUCCUUGACGUCUUUGUUGACGUUGUCCAGAUGCAUGGUGAGCGCAUGACUCUACUCACAGAGUCCGUCUUUACACGUGUUCCUUUGCUGGAAUGGGGCCCCGAGCGAUUGUCAGGUCUUCUUCGCUGCUGCGUGGAUCGGAACGUGCGGCAUGAGGGGGCCUUUGCAAGUCUAGUGGUGUACGUCUUUCUCUACAAGUUGCUGGUCCUGUGGGGGGAGACGCAAAGUUUGCCCUUGCUCACCGUCGAGGAGGAGGCGAAGCUGUGGGUCUCCGUGUUGAAGGUGGUGCAGAUGCUGUCGCUUAACGUGGGCGCCGUCCCGACGGGCGAGGUAGAACAAGUUGUCCAACCACUCAGCGUCCUUGCCGAAUUUGUACGGCGGCGGUACAUGAUAACAGAACUGAGGGAAGUGGCGUCUGCCGUGCCGCACGCGGCCGUGAGACCCGUAUUGGAGAUGCUGGCAGCCUCGCCGGCGGGGAGAGAGAAGUCGAUGCCCGCUCCACCCGCAGGAAGCGGUGGGGGUGGAGGAAAUAAAAAGAAGGGAGGAAGGCACAGUAGCAGCAGCGGCAACAACAACAACAAAGACAGAGCAUCCGCGUCGUCUUCCCGCGCGGAUGCCUUGGACUAUUUUAGCAAAUGCAUCGCAGAUUCCUUUGCUCUUCUUUUUUGCCUGACACCACCAUCUGCCGUGGAGGCGGACGCCUGUACUCCGGAGUGUAUUGUGGAGUCCCUGGCUGCGCAGCUCCUCCAGAUUGCGGAGUGUGGUGAUGGCAACGUGCCGCGGGCCCGUACGUGGGAAAGCUACCUGAACCUCCUCCUCUCAAUCCUAAGCCCCUGGAAGGACGCUGCUCAUGCGACGUGGAUGGGGCAAAGAACCCUGUCCGCGCUUCGCUCUGCCAUGGCGGCAACCCGUCGACUGGAGUGUUGCGGAAUCAUCGCGCAGCGGAUGCCUGACGUCUUCGCCCCACCGCGAUGGACUCCAAGCGACUACAAGGCGCUCCUUGAGACCUGGCUGAGAGGAGUUUCGCGCGUGGAUGGCUUCUACGCACCCGCUGCCCCACUGACGCCCACAGAGUAUGUCGAGAGCGUCCUCCGCCUCCUAGGCGACGAUCGACGCCGCGAGUUGGUGCAGCUGCUGCUGGGCGCAGAAGAACUGGCGGGAGCCCUCAUCCCUGCAUUGCAGAAAGCGCUGACCGAGGAGCGUGCCGACAAUCCUGCAGAGAUGGUGGUAACCACAACAGCCGCAGCAACGGGGCGGAGGGGCUUCCGGCAGCUGCAGGAUGAACUCCUCAGCACCGCGGAACUCCGAGCGAAAGCAAUGGCGGAACACAAGCAGAGAGCGGAUGAAGCAAAAAAACGUCAGCUGCUGGCGGAGGCGCAAAGAAACGAAGCAGUAAUGGUGAGAUCGAAAGCCUUUGAGGAGGAGCAGCGGAAACUUCGUUGCAUGAAGGAUGAGGAACUCCAAUGCAUUUCAAGGCUAAGAGAGGAGCGGGAAAAGGAAAGUGAGGAGCGGCGGGUAAAGGAACUGCAAAAUCGUCUGGAGAGACGCGAAAAAGCCGCUGCAAUUCUACAAGAAAUGUCUGCCAAGACGAAGGCGGAGCGCUUGACAGAGCAACGAGAGCGUUUGCUGCGGUACCGUGAGCGUGUCGCCAUGGACUCCCGUAUUUCGACUUUUUUGGAGCAUUUACGGCUGACUCCGUCUAGGAUCAUGCACCUGUUGGCGACGUUACGCCCACACCUCCAGGGCAUGACGUACGAUGAUGUGUUGGAGUUUGUCGUGACGGGAAACCGCAAGGUCCCCAGUGACUUGCUCGCCGUUGAUGAGCAGAAGAAUAAACUGUGUCGUGAUGGCAACGCACGCGCCGGGGAAGCCACGAGGAGUGAGGAAGAAAAGUUGUCCUACUUUGCGGAUGAGGGCCCUACCUUCUGGGACAGUGUGAUGCAGCUCGUGGCGCGGCAAUCGGGUGACAAAACAAGAGACAACCACGUUGUUGCCGGGGAGGAGGAAGGUGAAGGUGCUUUGCCUAGCGAAAGUUAUGGUCUUUCUUUUCAUCGAAGCGUAAGUGCGGUUCUUGACCUUUUUGACUACACCAUGGGGGCGAGUGAGACGCUGCCCGAGCCGCUGCCUUCAUUGAACGUGCGGGGUGCCUCCCGAGUACUUGAGAAGGAGGCGCUGACUGGCACUGGAUUUGGUAAUGGACGAGAGGCGCUGUUGGCUUGCCAACGACGGGGGUUGUGCGUCGUGCGAGACAAUCUCUGCACGCUGACGCCAUUAGGAUUCCGCUACCAUUACCCCUUCCAUGACCCGGAACAGACGCUUGGAGUACAGCUUGCACGACGGCGCGAUAAAGCAAGAGCGAUGAUGGCGGACCGGCAAUGCGCCGACGUUGGUGAUGACGCAGGGGAAGAGGAAGAGGAGGAGGACGAUGAGGAUGCGUUGGUGACUGGGGAAGCAUAUGACGAAGCCAUGACAUCCUUUGCAGAGGACAACAUGGUUUGCUUUGCAGAUGAAAUUGUUUGA
Trypanosoma conorhini is the source of this 3321-nucleotide messenger RNA. RefSeq lists its product as uncharacterized. The record is from RefSeq and is a predicted model, not a curated record. Lineage: Eukaryota; Euglenozoa; Kinetoplastea; Trypanosomatida; Trypanosomatidae. The coding region runs from base 1 to 3321 and encodes 1106 amino acids. The transcript has a single exon.